AUAGUACACUGCCUACAAUUCCCUUGCAAUGGCUUCGAAAACACUUGCAUAUGUGCUUUCAACCUUCCUUUUCCUUCUCCAACUCAACCUCUCUGCAGGGCAGACGACUGUCGUGAAAGCUGCAUACUGGUUUCCCGGCAGCGAAUUCCCGGUGUCGAGCAUAGAUUCCACCCUUUUCACCCAUCUCUUUUGUGCCUUUGCCGAUCUAGACUCCACCACCUACAAAGUCACCAUUGCUUCCACAAACGCAGUUCAAUUCUCAACCUUCACCCAAACCGUGCAGCAAAAAAACCCUUCAGUCAAAACCCUUUUAUCCAUCGGCGGCGGAGGCUCCAGUCCUUCAACCUUCGCUUCAAUGGCUAGCCAAAACAGCUCCCGUAAAACAUUCAUAGAUUCCUCCAUACAGCUUGCUAGGAAUUAUAGCUUCCAUGGCCUUGACCUCGACUGGGAAUACCCUUCCUCCCCCACAGAAAUGACCAACCUCGGCUCCCUCCUCACGGAAUGGCGAGCAGCCAUCGCCAAGGAAUCCAGUAGCACCAAUAGGAAGGCGUUGCUUCUAUCCGGAGCAUUCUUUUAUAAUUCAAACUAUUACACGUUGAAUUAUCCCUUUCAGGCCAUAUCAAACGCCAUGGACUGGAUCAAUCUAAUGGCCUAUGACUUUUACGGCCCCGGUUGGUCACCGAACUUGACUGGACCGCCGGCUGCGUUGUACAAUCCAACAAGCCAAGUCAGUGGCGACACCGGCGUCAAAAAUUGGAUUCAGGCGGGCGUGGCAGCUAAAAAAUUAGUCCUCGGCUUUCCAUUUUAUGGUUACGCAUGGCGUCUAACAAAUGCUAACAACCACGGAAUAUUUUCUCCGGCUAAUGGAGCGGUUACAUCCAUAUCCUCAGACGGGGCAAUAACUUAUAGCGGAAUCAAGGAUUUCAUAACCAAGAAUAAUGCCACGGCGGUGUACAAUUCCACCAUUGUUGCAGACUACUGCUAUGUCGGGACGACGUGGAUUGGUUAUGAUGAUACGCGGAGCAUCUAUACUAAGGUUACAUAUGCUAAGGGAAAGGGAUUGCUUGGUUACUUUGCAUGGCAUGUGGGUGCCGACAAAAAUUUCACUCUCGCUCGGAAUGCCUCAGUUACAUGGGGAUGAGCGUAGAGAUAUAGGGACUCUAUAGAUUGGAGCUUGUAUUAUCAAGAAUAAGACCAAAUUAAUUAACAUCAUGAUGAUAUGUGUACUAAGCUCUAAUAUUAGAUCCUAAUAUUAAUGAAUAAUAUCUCUGACUUCCACUGA
Messenger RNA from Corylus avellana, 1282 nucleotides. RefSeq names its product class V chitinase. Lineage: Eukaryota; Viridiplantae; Streptophyta; Magnoliopsida; Fagales; Betulaceae. The record is from RefSeq and is a predicted model, not a curated record. Gene Ontology annotation, cellular component: extracellular region. Gene Ontology annotation, molecular function: chitinase activity; chitin binding. Gene Ontology annotation, biological process: chitin catabolic process; carbohydrate metabolic process.